Messenger RNA from Iphiclides podalirius (scarce swallowtail), 990 nucleotides. NCBI's taxonomy places the organism in Eukaryota, Metazoa, Arthropoda, Insecta, Lepidoptera, Papilionidae. The record is from the annotation of a GenBank genome assembly.
AUGGUGCCGCGCGCGCGAUACUCCCGCGCACGCCAUGGCGGAUCCGGACCGUGGAUUUUCGCGCCGAAAAUAGUCGGGCGGGCGCGCGGAGCGACCGCGAGGGCGGGCGCAGUGCGUGUCGCUCCGCCGUGUGAACAGCUCGUGAGGCCAGUAGCUGGCAUGCAGGCGAUGAAGCUGGAGAAGGAUAAUGCCAUGGACAAGGCUGAUACCUGCGAACAGCAGGCCAGGGAUGCCAACCUCCGCGCCGAAAAGGUCAACGAGGAAGUCCGUGAGCUGCAGAAGAAGCUCGCCCAGGUAGAGGAGGACCUGAUCCUGAACAAGAACAAACUCGAGCAGGCGAACAAGGACUUGGAGGAGAAGGAGAAGCAGCUGGCCGCCACUGAGGCGGAGGUCGCCUCCCUCAACAGGAAGGUGCAGCAGAUUGAGGAGGACCUGGAGAAGUCUGAGGAGAGGUCCGGCACUGCCCAACAGAAGCUGCUGGAAGCCCAACAGGCGGCUGACGAGAACAACCGUAUGUGCAAGGUGUUGGAGAACAGGGCACAACAAGACGAGGAGCGUAUGGACCAGCUCACCAACCAGCUCAAAGAGGCGAGGUUGCUCGCUGAAGAUGCUGACGGCAAAUCUGACGAGGUGUCACGUAAGCUGGCCUUCGUUGAAGACGAGCUCGAAGUCGCUGAGGACCGUGUCAAGUCUGGUGACGCAAAGAUCUCCGAGCUUGAGGAGGAAUUGAAGGUCGUAGGUAACUCCCUCAAGUCGCUGGAAGUGUCCGAGGAAAAGGCCAACCAGCGCGUGGAGGAGUUCAAGAAGCAGCUGAAGACCCUCACGUCCAAACUGAAGGAGGCCGAGGCCCGUGCCGAGUACGCCGAGAAGACCGUCAAGAAGCUGCAGAAGGAAGUUGACAGGCUCGAAGACGAGCUCGGCAUCAACAAGGACCGGUACAAGAGCCUGGCUGACGAGAUGGACUCCACAUUCGCCGAGCUGGCCGGAUAC